AUGAUUAUUAAGAGUCUUCAUCAGAACUUGACGAUCAACUCGCAAUUCGCAGGGACUGCGAGUCCACGUGACUCGAAACAAUGGACGUUCUUGAAACCGAAGAUCUUACUGGAUCACCAACUAUAUUUACGACCUUCAACUGGCAUACAAUUCAAUGGACUGAAAACGUCAUUGUCUUCACAAAGACAAGAGACAGAAGAGCUGCCUCGGCGCAAAGAUGGAAUUGUCAGCGAUGCUAAAACCUUUGCAAGAACGUUCAAGGAAAUUCCACGCCCUGCUGCAAUAUUCGGCUUUGCCGGCACUCUUCCUUACAUCGCGACUAGUGCAGCAUCAGCACAUUACGCUUCAUCACCAGAGAUGCUGGCCGUCAUCGAGCCCGUUCAGGUUGGAUAUGGCGCGUGCGUCUUAUCUUUUAUAGGAGCUGUACACUGGGGUAUGGAAAUGGCCAAGUAUGGUG
Molecule: messenger RNA, 457 nt
Organism: Paraglomus occultum
Lineage: Eukaryota; Fungi; Glomeromycota; Glomeromycetes; Paraglomerales; Paraglomeraceae
Source: the annotation of a GenBank genome assembly